AUGGCGAAGCUCUCAAUUUUCGCAGCUACUCUCCUCCUCCUCCUAGCCAUCUCCAACGCCACCGUCUACCAAACCACCGUCAUCACCAGGGAUGAUGGGUCCGAAUUUGGGCAGUUCCAGGGGAGCCAGAGCCAGAGGUGCAGGCAGCAGAUACAAGGCCAGCAGUUCCAGCAGUGCGAACGGUACGUUAGGCAGCAAGCGGAGCAACAGCAGGGCGGGCAGGGUGACGUACUGAUUUUACGGGGCAUCCGAAACCAGCAACAACAGGAACAGCAGUGGCUCCGCCAGUGCUGCCAAGCGUUGCAGAACAUGGAUCAGCAAUGCCAGUGUGAGGGUCUCCGCCAGAUAGUGCAAAGGCAGCAGGGUCAGGGUCAGGGUCAGGGACAGGGACAGGGUCAGAGAGAGCAGCAGCAGGAGAUGAUGCAGAUAGCACAGAAGCUGCCGGAAAGGUGCGGCUCCGGACAAGCCUGCCAGAGCAUGCAAGUUGUCUGGUUCUAG
Molecule: messenger RNA, 498 nt
Organism: Vitis riparia (riverbank grape)
Lineage: Eukaryota; Viridiplantae; Streptophyta; Magnoliopsida; Vitales; Vitaceae
Product: 2S albumin-like
Exons: 1
Coding region: 1-498 (165 amino acids)
Molecular function (GO): nutrient reservoir activity
Source: RefSeq, a predicted model, not a curated record